AUGUUUGACCCAGUAAUAGAAAAAAUCAUUCGUUUGAUUCGCAAUCAAUUGACAUCUUCAAAAGAAAAAUGUUCAGCAAUGUUUAUAGUUGGAGGUUUUGCGGAAUCGCCAUAUCUUGUCUCAAAAGUAAAGGAAGCUUUCAAUUCUGCAGGUGUCAUUUAUGGUUUAAAUAAAAAGACAAUUGCAACACGCCAAUUGAAAUUAAAUUAUGGUGUUCAAGUUUAUCCAUUAUGGAAAAAAGGAGUAGACCCAAAGAAAAGAAUGACAGCAGAAGGGCGUAUAUAUAAGUUUAAUUGUUUGGCAUAUCGUGGGAAAGAAUAUUCUCCAGAUAAACCAUUCAGUUCAACAUAUUAUCCCGUGUAUCCUGACCAAACUGGCAUUAAUUUUAAGGUAUAUGCUACUGCAAGACAUAAUCAAAGAUUUUGUGAUGAACCUGGAAUGAAGCCUAUUGGAGAAUUGUAUGUCGAAUUACCUGACGUUGAAUCAAAACUUGAUAGACCUGUAUUCUUUUCUUUAAUGUUUGGCGAAUCACUUAUUACUGCAACAGCACAAAACAAAAAUACAGAAAGAAUUUAUACAGCUGAAUUUAAGUAUACUAUACCUGAUUUUUAUUUUGGACCAACAACAUGUUAA
Entrophospora sp. SA101 is the source of this 633-nucleotide messenger RNA. Lineage: Eukaryota; Fungi; Glomeromycota; Glomeromycetes; Entrophosporales; Entrophosporaceae. The record is from the annotation of a GenBank genome assembly.